AUGGAUGCGGAGCUGGAGUUCGCGAUUCAGCCGAGCACCACUGGUAAGCAGCUGUUCGAUCAGGUCGUCAAAACCGUGACAGCACAGGACGUAAAGAAGGAACAAACACUAUUGUUCAAAUUUCGUGCCAAAUUUUAUCCGGAAGAUGUUCAGGAAGAAAUUAUUCAGGACAUUACUCUUAGACUGUUCUAUUUGCAAGUGAAAGAUGCUGUGCUUUCGGAUGAAAUUUAUUGUCCGCCGGAAACAUCAGUUCUACUUGCAUCGUAUGCCAUGCAAGCGAAAUAUGGCGAUUACAGUCCGGAUACGCACAAACCUGGUUGUCUUACGUCGGACCGGUUGUUGCCGCAAAGGGUUAUUGGCCAAUUCAAAUUGAGUCCAGAAGAGUGGGAAAAGCGUAUAAUGGUUUGGUGGGCCGACCACAAGAACACGAACAGAGAGCAGGCAAUGAUGGAAUAUCUGAAGAUAGCGCAGGAUCUCGAGAUGUAUGGCGUUAACUAUUUCGAAAUUCGCAACAAAAAAGGAACGGAGCUGUUCUUGGGCGUCGACGCUCUCGGCCUCAAUAUUUAUGAGAAGAACGAUCGCCUGACGCCGAAAGUUGGCUUCCCAUGGUCCGAAAUACGUAACAUAUCAUUCAAUGACAAGAAAUUUGUUAUCAAACCAAUCGACAAAAAAGCAAAUGAAAUGAGUGCACGUGAAGCAGCUGAGCAAAAACAACGGGAAUACGAAGAAAGGAUGGAAAGAAUGCGAGAAGAAAUGGAACGGGCACAGCGUGAACUCUCAUACGCACAAGAUACAAUAAGACGCCUUGAACAGCAACUUCAUGAGCUACAGCUGGCCAAGGAGCAACUGGAAGCAAAGGAAGAGGAACUGCGUAUGCUGAAUGAGCAGCUGAAAUCAGAGCGCGUGAUGAGUGAGGAGGAGCGUGAACGCCUGGUGAUUGAGGUGCGAAAACGAGAGAUGCAAGUGGCCGAAAUGCGCGAACAGGUUGAAUCGAAAACCGAAGAAACAAACCGACUGCAACGUGAAGUGGAGGAAACACGGGCUCGUCAUGAACGUGAAAAUAGCCGCAAUGUAAAUGCGUUCAACGUCAAAGAAAUGGAUAUGGAUGAUAAUGCAAGUGAAAAUGGACAACUUGCAACAGGUAUGCCAAGUUUUCCUGGGCCAAGAAAAAUGUUUGGAAAAAAAUUACUGCUCCAUAGAAAAUAG
Molecule: messenger RNA, 1206 nt
Organism: Gongylonema pulchrum
Lineage: Eukaryota; Metazoa; Nematoda; Chromadorea; Rhabditida; Gongylonematidae
Source: the annotation of a GenBank genome assembly